Messenger RNA from Molossus molossus (Pallas's mastiff bat), 2656 nucleotides. RefSeq names its product solute carrier family 6 member 15 (gene SLC6A15). The record is from RefSeq and is a predicted model, not a curated record. Bases 179 to 2368 code for a protein of 729 amino acids. NCBI's taxonomy places the organism in Eukaryota, Metazoa, Chordata, Mammalia, Chiroptera, Molossidae. Gene Ontology annotation, molecular function: proline:sodium symporter activity. The transcript is spliced from 11 exons. Gene Ontology annotation, biological process: L-leucine transport; sodium ion transmembrane transport. Gene Ontology annotation, cellular component: plasma membrane.
UACCUACAGAAUAUUGGACUCACAUAUCCAGGAUCCAUAAGACUUUAUCACCUUGAAUCAAGGAUUUAUUUGAUAUCCUCAUCUGUCUUUUCUUCAUAUCAACUAAAUUAUUUUUACAAAGAAUUAAGAAAUUUGCCAUAAGGGAAUUAAAAAAAAAUAAUACAACCUGCACUUUCCAAUGCCUAAGAAUAGCAAGGUUGUAAAAAGAGAAUUAGAUGAUGAAGUUAUUGAAUCUGUCAAAGACCUUCUUUCCAAUGAAGAUUCAGCUGAUGAUGCUUUUAAGAAAAGUGAGCUAAUUGUUGAUGUCCAAGAAGAGAAAGAUACAGAUGCUGAAGAAGGAUCUGAAGUUGAAGAUAAAAGACCCUCUUGGAACAGUAAGCUACAAUACAUCCUGGCCCAAGUUGGAUUUUCUGUAGGUUUAGGGAAUAUUUGGCGAUUCCCAUACCUAUGUCAGAAGAAUGGGGGCGGUGCAUAUAUUUUGCCAUACUUAGCCCUGCUUAUGGUAAUAGGUAUUCCACUAUUUUUCCUGGAACUUGCUGUGGGUCAAAGAAUUCGGCGUGGAAGCAUUGGUGUCUGGAAUUACAUUAGCCCUAAACUGGGUGGUGUUGGAUUUGCAAGUUGUGUAGUGUGCUUUUUUGUGGCCCUCUACUACAAUGUCAUCAUUAGCUGGAGUUUGCUUUAUUUUUCUAAUUCUUUUCAGUAUCCUCUACCUUGGGAAGAGUGUCCUUUGGCGAAAAAUGCAUCACAUACUUUUGUAGAGCCAGAAUGUGAAAAAUCUUCUGCCACCACCUAUUAUUGGUACAGAGAAACACUGAAUAUCUCCAGUUCCAUUUCUGAAAGUGGGGGCUUAAACUGGAAGAUGACCAUCUGCCUGAUGGUUGCCUGGGUCAUAGUUUGCUUGGCUAUGAUGAAAGGCAUCCAGACUUCUGGAAAAGUCAUGUAUUUUAGUUCUGUGUACCCAUAUGUGGUACUUAUAUGCUUCCUAAUCAGAGGACUCCUUCUAAAUGGUUCAAUUUAUGGCAUCCGCCACAUGUUUUCCCCUAAGCUUGAAAUAAUUCUGGAGCCUCAAAUCUGGAGGGAAGCUGCUACUCAGGUGUUCUUCGCCCUUGGCCUGGGGUUUGGUGGCGUCAUCGCCUUUUCAAGCUACAACAAGAGAGAUAACAACUGCCAAUUUGAUGCUGUGCUCGUGUCUCUCAUCAAUUUUUUCACUUCUAUCUUGGCAACAUUGGUGGUGUUUGCAGUUCUGGGCUUCAAAGCAAAUGUCAUGAAUGAGAAAUGCAUUGCACAAAAUUCGAAAAUGAUUGCAACAUUUAUGAAAAUGGGCAACAUUAGUGAGGCUUUUAUUCCCCAGUACAUCAACUUUUCAGCUGUUACUGCAGAGGAUUAUCGCAUAAUAUAUGAGAUCAUUAAACACGUGAAACAAGAAGAGUUUUCUGGUCUUCAUCUUGAUCCAUGUAACAUUGAAGAUGAACUAAAUAAAGCUGUUCAGGGAACUGGUUUAGCUUUUAUUACCUUUACAGAAGCGAUGACCCAUUUCCCUGCAUCUCCCUUCUGGUCGGUGAUGUUCUUCCUCAUGCUGAUAAACCUGGGGCUAGGCAGCAUGUUUGGAACUGUGGAAGGGAUCAUAACCCCUGCUGUGGAAACUCUGAAAGUGAAGAAAGAAAUUGCUACUAUUAUCUGUUGUCUUCUGGCAUUUUGUAUUGGCCUGGUAUUUGUGCAACACUCUGGAAAUUACUUUGUUACGAUGUUUGAUGAUUAUUCUGCUACACUGCCUCUUCUAAUUGUAGUCAUUUUAGAGAAUAUUGCUGUAUCCUUCAUCUAUGGUAUAGAUAAGUUUAUGGAGGACUUAACAGAUAUGAUGGGCUUUGCUCCCAACAGAUAUUUCUACUAUAUGUGGAAAUAUAUUUCUCCUCUAAUGCUGUUAUCACUGCUACUGGCUACUGGUGUGAAUAUGGUCUUACAUUCUCCUGGCUAUGAUGCAUGGGUCAAAGAUAAGGCAUCUGAGGAGUUUCUGCGCUAUCCAACAUGGGCAUUGGCUGUCUGCAUCUCCCUGAUGGUCCUAGCACUACUCCCCCUCCCGGUUGUCUUCAUCAUCCGUCACUGCAACCUCAUAGGUGAUAGUUCCGGUAACUUAGCCUCUGUGACCUAUAAGAGAGGAAGGGCGCUAAAGGAGCCUGUAUACUUAGAGGGAGAUGAUGCAAGCCUCAUUCAUGGGAAGAUACCAAGCGAGAUGUCAUCUCCAAAUUUCGGUAAAAACAUUUAUCGGAAACAGAGUGGAUCACCGACUCUGGAUACUGCUCCCAACGGGCGAUAUGGAAUCGGGUAUUUGAUGGCAGAUAUGCCAGAUAUGCCAGAGUCUGACUUGUAGUUGGGAGGGGGGUGGAAUCGUGGUUUAAUUUGGUUCCUUUUCAUCAGUGGAACAUUGGCUUCGCCACGAGAAGCUUUCUAAGCUUCACUUAACAGAGGGCGACCUCAGGUGUUCCAUGGCUGUGAUGUUGAACCCUAACAGUGGAUAUAAAUUCAGCUAGAGUAUUCCUUUGUAUUCUUCAGUUCACAUGUGCACAGGAAGAGGCGCAGGCAGAGCUCACAAGACUGAGGUUCACGUUCGUCAGAAUUUUUAAAAAUACUUUUGGUGAUUUUUCAAGUAUUUCUAUCU